Callithrix jacchus (white-tufted-ear marmoset) is the source of this 4592-nucleotide messenger RNA. RefSeq names its product VPS37B subunit of ESCRT-I (gene VPS37B). Lineage: Eukaryota; Metazoa; Chordata; Mammalia; Primates; Cebidae. The record is from RefSeq and is a predicted model, not a curated record. Gene Ontology annotation, biological process: protein targeting to membrane; protein targeting to vacuole; ubiquitin-dependent protein catabolic process via the multivesicular body sorting pathway. Gene Ontology annotation, cellular component: ESCRT I complex.
GGCUGGAGUGCAAUGGCACGAUCUUGGCUCACUGCAACCUCCGCCUCCUGGGUUCAGGCAAUUCUCCCGUCUCAGCCUCCUGAGUAGCUGGGACUACAGGCAUACACCACCAUGCCCAGCUAAUUUUUUGUAUUUUUAGUAGAGAUGGGGUUUCACCAUGUUGACCAGGAUGGUCUCGAUCUCUUGACCUCAUGAUCCACCCGCCUCGGCCUCCCAAAGUUCUGGGAUUACAGGCGUGAGCCACUGCGCCCGGCCCUGACAACAGAGUUUUAAUCCUCACUGUUGACAGUUACGAUGCCAUGGAAGACGUGGGCGCUGACAGAGGAUGGCUGCUGGUGUAGGCAGGGUGGUCAGGGACAUGCUUUCUCAGAACUGACUGGGAAGGGACGGCGGGACCAGGCCAUUUGGGGCCUCACAGAUCAGGGCUGAUGAGUUUGGGUCCAUUUAUGCCGAUUCAGCCUAUUUGAGGGUGGGAGCACUCCUGUUUCUCAGAAUUCCCUGUGCCUAAACCUGGGCAUGGCAGAUGAUACUUGCUUAGUAAACGUGUACGGAACAAAGAAUUGAUUGAAGUAAGAGUGCUGGAGCGCACAGAGCUGUGGGGCCUGAGUGCAACCUGGAACACGUGCCCCUCCUCAUCCGUCAGGUGAGACAAGCAGGAGAAAGCCAGCUCAGCAGUGGCUGGUGGUUGUAUUUAUGGUUAACUUAUUUUGAGAUGCUGGUAGUUUCACAUGCAGUUGUAAGAGAUAAUACAGAGAGAUCCUGUGUCCCCUCCUCCCAGCUGCCCCCAGCGGUGACAUCUGGUGAAAUUCAGUGCACUCUCAGCACCAGGCUCAGGGCACUGAUACUGCCAGGACACAACGCCAGGACGGCUCAGUCCCUAACCCUUCGUUGCCCUUUUAUAGUCACACACACACCGCUAAUCUGCUCUCCAUUUUUGUGAUUUUGUAUUUGAAGGGUGCUGUGUACACGGUCGUGGGCAGAUGGCCCUUUGGGGUUGGCUGUUUUCGCUCAGUGUGAAUCCCUGGAGCGUUAUCAGUUCCGCCAGUCAAGUUUGUUCCUUUUACUGCUGAUUGGUGUUUCGUGGCUUGGCUGGCCCAUUGCUUGUUUAAACAUUCACCUGUUGAAAGCCCCCUGGGCUGCAUCUAGAUUUUAGUUGUUAGGAAUAAAUGUUGCUCUCAACAGUCAUGUGCAGGUUUUUGUUGAACAUAAGUUUUCAUUCGUCUGGGAUAAAAUGCCCAAGAACACAAUUUCUGGGUCAUAGGGUAGUUACAGAUUCAGCCUCAUUAAAAAGUGCCUGUUUUCCAGAGUGGCCAUACAGUGCUUUUUGUUUGUUCUUUUAAAUGGCUUGACAAUGGAAGGAAAGACGCUUCUGCAGGUCCUGACAUAGAAAGCCCAUGGAGAGCUGCCCUGUGGGUGGGGAAGCGGGUGACAGGAGCCCCACUGCUUCCCAGGAACCCCGGUGAAACUGGGUCUUUCCAGUCCCAAGCGUCUCCUUUUUUGCUAAAGGCAUCAGAAGAGAUGAAAGCAUUCUACCACCCACGUUUCAGGGACACUGUUGGCUCUUACUUUAUAGUCUGGAGAGAGGUUUUUCACUGUCAUGUAAAUCCUGUCAGUUUUCAACAGAGCCUGAUCUUUAGGGUCCUGUGCGAAGCUGUCGGUCUGGAGAUGCAGAAAUGAAAGGAGCCUCCUACUGGGGUUAGGGAUCUCCUCAUUGAGGCAGGGAUCCAACGGCUUCUUUGUUCUCUGAUUCCCUGAGCCUCUUUCCUGUGUGUGUGGUGCGUGUGCACUUCUGUGAGCGCACUGGGAACUAUGACAGCAAUAAGUGGGUAUGACUGGGGGUGGGGAGCGGAGGCAGCAUGGCCAGGAAUUUAUACUUGAGCUACCAAGAGGAAGGAAGUAGCAGCAAAAAUAGAUUGGGUGGGGUGGUAGAAAAUAUUAAGGGGAAAAAUGAGAUGCCUGGGGUGGGGUUGAAGAAGAGCGGCUUAAAGAGAAACGGGGACACACACUGGGUAAGGAAUCAAGUGCUGUUGAAACAGUGUGGAAGGCGGCGGCAGCGGCGGCUGAGCUGUGGUAGCGGAAGCCGAUCACGAACACAGAAUGUUCAGCUUAACAAAGAAAUGACACUUGCCAGCAACCGGAGCCUGGCAGAAGGAAACCUUCUGUACCAGCCCCAGCUGGACACGUUGAAAGCACACUUGACCCAGAAAUACCAGGAACUCCAGGUUCUCUUUGAAGCCUAUCAGAUAAAGAAGACCAAAUUAGACAGACAGUCUAGCAGUGCUUCCUUGGAGACCCUGUUAGCACUUCUUCAAGCAGAAGGGGCCAAGAUUGAGGAAGACACCGAGAAUAUGGCAGAGAAGUUUCUGGAUGGAGAACUUCCUCUGGAUUCCUUCAUUGACGUCUAUCAGAGCAAACGGAAAUUGGCCCACAUGCGACGGGUGAAAAUUGAGAAGCUCCAGGAGAUGGUGCUGAAGGGGCAGAGACUCCCGCAGGCUUUGGCCCCGCUGCCGCCCAGGCUGCCCGAGCAGGCAUCUACUGCCCCCCUUCCCUACCCUGCCCCAGAGGCCAGUGGGCCCCCCGCUGUUGCGCCUCGGCGCAUCCCCCCACCACCACCCUCGGUGUCUGCAGUUCGCCUAGCCACCCCGUUCACUGCGGCCAUGGCCUCGGGACAGGCUGUGCCAUACCCAGGAUUACAGUGUCCACCCCUGCCUCCCCGUGUGGGGCUCCCCACUCAGCAAGGAUUCUCUGCACAGUUCGUGUCCCCGUAUCCACCAGCUCUCCCCCAGAGACCCCCGCCCCGGCUGCCUCCGCACCAGCCGGGCUUCAUCCUCCAGUGAGCACCAGCGCCGUCCUUCCGGGGAAACUCCCUCCACCUGCUGUGUUGCGCUCUGCAGACGGGAGGGAGGCUGGAGGUCUGCUCUGUGCCAAGGGCUUCAGGGCCCUGGGCCAGCGUGUCCACCUGGUUUUAGAACUGUAGGUCAGUGGUGAGUAGUAGAAGCCCAGGUUUUGGGCACCGAGGCAGUUGUGUGUGCCGGGUCGCCGCCUGACACCCGCGCGUCGAAUCGGUUUGCAUUCUCCGUGUGUUGUCUACGUAUCUUAGCGUUGACGAACUCGUAUUUGGGAAGAAACAAAGCCUCUUCCCCCGUUCCCUUUUAGAAUCGUGGUCCUCCCGUUGCAGCUUUAUUUAAUGAGCAUGGUUCAUGAUACUUAUUUUAUUUUCAAAACAGUCGUGUGUGUCUCACCCAGUGGCCGCUGCAGCCCUGGUGAGGGUGGGUGGGUGCCAGCCAGCCUGGAAGAGUGCUGUGGCCAGGCUGCUACCUGCAGCUGCACUGUUGCUCACUGAAUGUUGGGGAGAGGUCAUCACAGUCACCGCCUGACCUGGCUGCUGCUCUUGCUUCAGAGCCACAAGCAAAGUUUGCACUGGACCCACUGCCAAGUCCAGAGGCUGGAGAAUGGCCACCGGUGUGGGAGGGGACCGCACGAGCGGGACUUUGUAUAGCAAAUCUUGUCCCCAGCUGCUUCUCUUCCCUCCUGCCUCGAGCCGGCCCUGAAGGUUUCUAUGAAGAAAAUAAUCCCCCAAUAUUUUUACUACAUGUGUGAUUUUCCUGUUUUAUAUUGACAAAACUUUUUUGACACUCCCAAGACCAUUCAGGGAAAUUUUUUUUAAAAUGCAAAUAUUGUCUUGAGCAGAUUGAAAUGCAGAUGAAGCGGAUGCGAUUUCCUACCCUCGGGUGUCCGUGCUGUGCCUUAGUUCCCCAGGUGCCAGGACUCACACCUGCUAGGGGCUGGGCGGGGCCCCCAGCGGCUCUGCUUUCUCUGAAGGGCUUGUCCAAGUUCAUUGCCCUGUUACAUGUAGUCAAGACGUCUGACUGCCUUGACUCAGGCUACCCUUAGCCAGUAUCUUCUGCCCCUGGCUGGCUAGUAGCUGGGCCUCAGGGCGGGUGGUGGUAGGGAUUUGGAGAAAGCCCACCAGUGGGAUUGAGGGGCGGGGCUGUGCUCCAACCACCUGAACCUGCUCUUCUCUCCACCCCCGUGGAACCUCAUCUUUACGUGCCACGUGUGCUGAAGGCCUAGAGCCCAGCAGGGGGCAGCGGCAUCUGUUGACAGAAAAGGCCCAGGUGCUUACCCGUGGACCUUCUGGGUUGCCCCUCCCCUGUCACUUGUCAGGCAUCUAGGGUCCUGACCUGUGUCUAGCCACCAGGGUGACAAGGCAGAACUGAAGCGGGGUCUGUCCCAGUGGGCCACGGGCCAGGCCACUGCCUUUUGUCCUCAAUGACUGUACAUUCCUGCUCUCGGACUUGAACUCUACUGUAACCGUUUUCUUAAAGGAAAUGAAGUUGUACAGGAUGAUUCACUGCCACGCCAGUCAGGCAGGCUUGCCAUGUUCUGUGAAUCUCCAGUGAGCGGUGCCACCCGCCCCCAUACCUCCGCCACCAGCCGCUGUCAGGGAUGCCACAGCCCAGCCACGGUCGCAGCCAAAUGCGUUGCGAAGGGGCCCCUGGCUGGGCUUGCCGUCGCUGUUCAGGGCCGUGUCCGGUGCUGUGGCUGUAAAGCUGUAGGACCCUUUUUAAUAAAUAGAGAAUUAUUAAUAA